AUGACGAUGAACACUGAAGUGAUGGUCACUGGUGACCACCACGAUGUUUCCUUGCUUUCAGUGUGCCGUGCCAUUCAGCAGUUCGAAGAGACGCCACAGUACACCGAGGUGAAUCCCGGACAGGACGCCAAGCUGAUCUGUCGCGUGCUGGGAAAGAGGGGUCAAUGCAUCUGGCAGAAGGAUCAAAAACCUAUUGGAAUGCACCUGAAGAAGUACGAGUGGGUGGGUUCCCCGGACAUCGGAGACUGUUCCCUGUGGGUGAGAUCGGCCACCCUGGAGUUCGACGACGGUCUGUGGCAGUGCCAGGUCACGGCCAGUGACUUCACGACGCAGGACGCGUUGGCAUCCGAACCGGCGAGGCUGGUCGUCAGAGUCAGCCCUCAGCGACCGCAGAUAGAGUACGCGGGUCGUCAAAUCCUACCGGGCAGCAACGUGACAGCUCGAGCAGGUGAGAUCGCUACGCUCACUUGCAGAGCGCGGUAUGGGAAUCCUUCGCCUCUAAUUAAAUGGUACGUCGGCGAAACCGAGGUGAGGACGCUGAGGCCUCAGGUAAACUCCACGGAGAAGGAUAAUCCCCGCACUUGGGCCACCUACAGCGUCUGCGAGAUUAUGGCUGAACGGUCGCGCUAUGGACAGCCGAUCAGGUGCGUCGCCAUUCAUCCCGCCUACGCCAACCCGACCAUGUCCUCCAGCACGGAAGUGAGAUUCGACGUUCGAUACGCGCCCGAAACGAGACUGGUGGGCGUACCGACCGGCCAGCUGGAAGAAGGUCGUGAUCAGCUGGAGAUCCGAUGCCUGGCGGACGCGAAUCCCUCCGCCUCGAUCCUCUGGAGGAAAACGAAGAGCCCGGGGGAGUCGGAGGUGGCCAGUAUAGGGGAAACCCUUCUAUUCUCGCCGAUCUAUAGAAAUCACGCGGCAGUCUAUAUCUGCGAGGCGGCCAACACCGAGGGUGAAAGCAGCCCCGUGUCCGUUCAAGUGUCCGUUAACUAUCCCCCGACGAUCAGAACGGUGGGGCCCGAUCGUUUGACCACGGCGUUGCUGUAUUCCGGCGCAUCGUUCGAGUGCACGGCCGACGCCAUGCCUCCGGCUGAAUACAGGUGGGCCCAGAUCUUCACCGAUGGCCGGAUGCCAUUGGAGUGCGGAACAGGGCAACGAUUGAUCCUGACGAACGUGACGUACGAGCAACAGGGUCAAUACAUAUGUCUCGCCUCGAACAAGAUCAAUGGAAACGUCAGGGAAGUUAAAAGCGACCCUGUGUCUCUCCAAGUGGUCGGCGCGCCCAUGGUGGUGAAGCCUGGCAUCACGGAGAAGUUCGUCGUCGCAACUACGGAAGGGAGUCCAGCGAAAUUAGAGAUCCGACUCUGCUCCGACCCGAAGCCCAGACUCGUGGCCUGGGAAUGGGGCAGCACCAGACUCCACGCCGGUGAGAUGCUGGAGUCGCGGUACCGAGCGUUGGAUCUGGAGCCACUUCCGGUGGAGGAUUGUUACGUGGCCAUUUUGGAGCUGAUCAACACCGUGAAGGAGGACCAGAGGCUGUACCACGUGAUCGUGGAGAACGAUCGUGGCAGCGAUCGUCGUGCGUUGAUGUUGAGAGUCGACGAGCCGGGCCAGAUUCCACUCGUUAUCGGAGCUGUCGCUGGGUUUACGGUGCUCUCGGUCCUGGUAAUGGGAUUCGUUUGUUUCCUACGUUCGGAUAGAUGCUGCGUGGUCAGGAACACGGUGCCUGCGCUGCAGCAGGUGCAUUGCACAAAAGCGUCGAACACGAUGAUCGAGGACCCGCGUCUGGCCGUGGACACUAUGGAACGCGCCAGCCAGCAGUACGCCUCCGAAAAGCGACCGAAUCACGUUCUGAAGCCCGUCCCGUCGCAGCAGUACCCACAAGACUGUUACCAGCACGAACCCCCUCACCAGCAGCCACACUAUCAGAGGCAUCAUCACCACCACCAUGGCCAACCCCACGGACCACAAUACACCCUUCAGGGGGAGCAGCUGUUUCUCAAACCAGAUCGUUUAGCGACACUGAAGCCCCACUGCAAGAUCGAGAAGCCGCCACAGUACACGACGUUCAAGCCGAGCUCGAACAACUGAAGAUUUUAAUGUUUCUAUUUUAUAUCGAUGUACACACGCACACUCGCACACGACGUAGGGGUGGAAAAGGAGGACGAUAAAAGAGGGAAGGGAGAAAAUGGAGUGAAUCGAUUAGGAUCGACGAGACUGAACCAGUGGCACACAAUCAAAAACAAGGAGAUCAACCCACCCCAGUAAUUCGCUCUCCCUUCGUUCGUUACGAUUCGCUGCGAAGGCGGUUUCUUUGUAAUAUUCUCCCCCCGCCCACCCCCCCCCCCUUCUUGUCCCUUUUUUCGUCGCGUGACAGACGAAGAUUGUCGCUCGAACGCACAAGAACCGGCGGGACGCAAAGGUCGAUGGACCCUUUGAACCCCGGAGGAACACGCGACCAGGUCGCCAAAAUGUUAAUCGUCUAGAUUCCAUUAGUGAGGAUUAAUUUUUGUCGCGCAAGAUAAUAC
Molecule: messenger RNA, 2525 nt
Organism: Colletes gigas
Lineage: Eukaryota; Metazoa; Arthropoda; Insecta; Hymenoptera; Colletidae
Product: cell surface glycoprotein MUC18-like
Exons: 13
Coding region: 1-2088 (695 amino acids)
Biological process (GO): cell-cell adhesion
Cellular component (GO): cell-cell junction
Molecular function (GO): cell adhesion molecule binding
Source: RefSeq, a predicted model, not a curated record